Messenger RNA from Cucurbita maxima (winter squash), 751 nucleotides. RefSeq names its product PITH domain-containing protein At3g04780-like. NCBI's taxonomy places the organism in Eukaryota, Viridiplantae, Streptophyta, Magnoliopsida, Cucurbitales, Cucurbitaceae. The record is from RefSeq and is a predicted model, not a curated record. The coding region runs from base 109 to 639 and encodes 176 amino acids. The transcript is spliced from 8 exons.
UCUUCUUCUUCCCCACGCUACCACUUUUGAAAGCAUUGGAGUUUACUCAGAAUUCAUUCUCACUUCUUUUUUUUUUUUUUCCUCACUUCUACUCACGUUUGAUUAGCCAUGGCUGCCGCAUCUGCAACCGCCAUUCAUCGGAAUCAGGUUGAUCUGUCCGACUUCAUUAACUGGUCUGGUAUCGAGUGCCUUAACCAGAAUUUCAGCCACACUUUUACAAAUGCUCUUAGCCAGACUUGUAGGGAUAAUGAUAGCUUGCUUUUGGAGAGUGAUGCGGAUGAGCAGAUUUUGAUGUACAUACCUUUUAACCAAGUCAUUAAAUUGCAUUCCUUGGUCAUCAAGGGACAUGAAGAGGAAGGCCCUAGGACUGUAAAGCUUUUCUCAAACAAGGAGAAUAUGGGAUUUGGCAACGUCAAUGACUACCCUCCAAGUGACACGAUUGUACUUUCCCCAGAUAAUCUUACGGGAAAGCCAGAAGUUGUAAAGUACGUGAAAUUUCAAAAUGUUCGCAGCUUGACAAUUUUUAUAGAGGACAACCAAUCUGGUGCUGAUACUACAAAGGUUCAAAAGAUUGCCUUGUAUGGAACAACGGUUGAAACAACAGACAUGAAGGGUCUGAAGAAGAUCGAGGACCACUGAAUGCAACAAGACACGAGUCAUAGAUUGUGAGUAAUUGAUAUCAAAGAUCAAUUUUCUUUGAAGAUAAGAACUAACUUAUAAUGGAUUUCGAUGUCAUAUCCUGGAAGUUUGA